Molecule: messenger RNA, 2295 nt
Organism: Xiphophorus maculatus (southern platyfish)
Lineage: Eukaryota; Metazoa; Chordata; Actinopteri; Cyprinodontiformes; Poeciliidae
Gene: csdc2b
Product: cold shock domain-containing protein C2-like
Exons: 3
Coding region: 27-494 (155 amino acids)
Biological process (GO): regulation of mRNA stability
Cellular component (GO): cytoplasm
Molecular function (GO): mRNA 3'-UTR binding
Source: RefSeq, a predicted model, not a curated record
CCCUUCGUCCCUUCAUCUCGUCUGACAUGGCAGACCCCAGCAUCACGUCUCCCUCCGGAACGCCCCUGCGCUCCCCCAGCGCCCCGCUCACCCUCUCCUUCCCGUUCCCGCGGGAGGGGAGCCGGGCGUGGCAGGAAGGGAGGGAGCCCCCGCUUCCCCGCGACCUGCCCAGCCCGCUGCCGACCAAACGAAACCGCACCUACUCAGCUACGGUCCGCGCUCACUCAGGUCCAGUUUUCAAGGGCACUUGCAAGAACUUUUCCAGAUCACAAGGCCACGGCUUCAUCCAGCCGUCGCACGGCGGAGAAGACAUCUUCGUUCACAUCUCAGACAUCGAGGGCGAGUACGUCCCCGUCGAGGGAGACGAGGUCACGUACAAGGUGUGCCGGGUUCCCCCUAAGAACAUUAAGGUGCAGGCGGUGGAGGUGAAGAUCAUCCACCUCAACCCGGGGACGAAACACGAGACCUGGUCCGGACAGAUCAUCAGCUCGUAGUCGGCGAGAUCGGAGGACGGCGACGCUCCGGCUCGUGCGGUGGCGGCGCUCCUGGACUCUUUGCUUCGUUUAAAAACAGCAACAAAAAAAAAAACCAACAAAAAAAACCAACAACCUCUUUUAGAAAUAUAUGUUGCUCUACUCUGUGUCAGUCAGAGCUGAUAUGAAAUCGUUACUGUUGCAGGCAAGUACUUACUGACAGAGCUGAUAGAUUCUGUUCAAGCUACUCCAACAAAUCCUCUUUGUGUUAUUUAUGUUUAAAUUGAAGAGGGGACCAUAAAUUAACCAGACUUAGGGUUUGGUUUUUUUUUUUGGUUUGUUUUUGUGUUAGUUUGUUCACAGUUGGUGUAAAAAAAAAAAAAAAGAAAUACUGGGAACAACAUUAAUCAUGUCUGCAUGGUGCAGACUGCAGUGUGUGUGUGUGUGUGUGUGUGUGUGUGUGUGUGUGUGUGAGGAGACAAUGUGUUUUCAGUUCUACUUCCCCUCUUUGCAGCUGUUCCUCCGUUGCUGCAUCAAAGUUUCCAGGGUCACAUGUUUGCUGCGAGGGUUUCGUCGUGGGACUUGUCCCACCCUGUCUGCGCCGUUGCUACAUCAAAUGUACAAAUUUAAAGCGGAUAUAUUAAACUCAGACAACAGCUGAAGCAAAAGGAAGUGAUGGCAACGUUUCAGGAAUAAGACGGGUUGGUCCUGGAAAACCAGGGAAGCCGUGAGGACUUUUUUACAUCUCCUCCCAUGAUGGGAUGUUUCAUAUCUGCUUCCUUGUUUCACAUCAUCAUUUAAAAAAAAUAAAUAAAAAUCAUGUGACAGAUGCAGGAAGGGUCAUUUGACCUUCAGCAGACAAACUACUGACUUUUUAUAAACGGUUAAAAAAACAUUUCCAAGUCAGUGGUGGUUCCUUUAUAUACAUAUGAAUCUGAAAUUGGGUUAAGGAGAGUAAAGAAAACACGAUGUUAAAGACAUUUUUAGCUAUAUUUUAGAGGAGAAAUAAAAGGCCUUUUUGAAGAUAAAGUAAAAGUUUUAAAAAAUUCUCAAGGAAUCCCAGAUCAGUGAAGACUAAUCCAGCUCAAGGUUGAGCUAAAUAUUUUUGAUUUUUGAGCAAGUUGUCAAAAACAUGUCAUGAUUGUCCUUUAGUUUAGUGCAGAAUAGGAAUCUGCAAGUCAGUGUAAUGUUUUUCGUUUACAUUUCACUACACAAAGGAAAACCCUGGGACAACCAAGUAAGCAGCAGAAAACUAUUCAGCAUGAGAAAUGUUAAUAUUUUAAUUCAUUAAUUUUUUUUUGGAGUACCUGGCUGCCCUCCGUCGGAGUGGCGCCAAGGGCAGAGAGCCAUAUCGUCCAUAUAAAAAAGCCGCCGCUAGUUCAAAUAGAAAGAAACUGCACACAUUUCCAUAAAAGCGAAUUUGCUUCAUCGUUCUCUCUGUGUGGAUAUUCGUUCAUUUGUGUGUGAAAUAAUAUAUAUAUAUAUUUUUUGUCAGAUUAUGACACGCUUUGCAUUUUGCUGAGUAUGGAAGCUACUCGACCUGCCACUUUGGAUCAGAUACAUAUACUGUAUAUCACAGCUGAGGUUUUUACUGCCAGUGAGUGAAAACCGUGUGUUUGGGGAAACGCGGUGGCCUCACCGGAUCGUGUGUUAGAGGAACUCCGCGCAUCGUAGCUGCCCAGGAUAAAUGGGACACAGCGCCUCAUUUUCUACUACUGCAAGUUUCCCGCCGUCACGUGUGUCCGUGUCUUUGCCUGUAAAGGUGCUUUUAUCACUUCAACUGAGCCUUGGAAAAGCAUUAAAGUGUGAUUUAGGAUUUGAA